Abrus precatorius (Indian licorice) is the source of this 1032-nucleotide messenger RNA. Its product is annotated as phosphatidylinositol/phosphatidylcholine transfer protein SFH6-like. The record is from RefSeq and is a predicted model, not a curated record. The transcript is spliced from 7 exons. The coding region runs from base 34 to 1032 and encodes 332 amino acids. NCBI's taxonomy places the organism in Eukaryota, Viridiplantae, Streptophyta, Magnoliopsida, Fabales, Fabaceae.
UCGCAUCGCUUUUUGAAGUUCGUGUUUCUCGAAAUGGCUAAGAAGGAGCAGAGAGAUACGGCAAGAGUUGAAGCUGUUCUUGCGCUCAUCAGGAAACAAACCCCGCUCACUGUUAAACAGGAGAAGUUUUGCAACUACGCUUGUGUGGAACGAUUUCUGAAAGCGAAAGGGGAUAAUGUAAAAAGAGCUGCGAAGCAACUCAGGGCCUGCCUUUCUUGGAGAGAGAGUAUAGGCACUGAGCAUUUGGUGGCAGAUGAAUUCUCAGCUGAACUGGCUGAUGGGUUGGCUUAUGUGGCUGGCCAUGACGAUGAAUCCAGACCUGUGAUGAUUUUCCGGAUGAAGCAAGACUACCAGAAGCUUCACUCCCAGAAAAAGCUUACUCGUCUGUUGGCGUUCACAAUGGAGGUGGCUGUUUCGACCAUGCCAAAGAACGUACAACAAUUUGUCAUGCUUUUCGAUGCAAGCUUUUACAGGUCUGCAUCUGCUCUUAUGAACUUACUGCUGGCAGCACUGAAAAUAACGGGGGAGUACUACCCGGGCCGCCUUCAUAAAGCGUUUAUCAUAGACCCUCCCUCGCUGUUCGUUUACUUAUGGAAGGGUGUGGGCGCAGUGGUGGAGCUAUCAGGAGUGACGACAGUGGUGUCAUCGGUGGAUUUGGAGGAAUCAGAGGAAAUGAAAGCGAAGGAGAAGGCGAAGAUUGGGUCAUGCUCCUCUUCCCGCUUUGCCUUCACAGUCUCCCACCACGUUCACUCAUUCAAGCCUUGGUAUCUCAGCCUCUCAGACACGUCAGCAUCCCUGGUGGGUCCCACACAACGGACACCGCGCCCUUCCUUCCUGCAAUCGCCGUGGUUGCGGAGAGGCAGAGCAGAGAGAGAGACCUCUCGGGAAUCGUUGAUUCCGUUUUUCAAGUUUUACAGAAGACCGUACGAUGAAACGCUCUAUAGGUCAAAGAUGCGGCCCCCACUGGGUGGACUCGUAUCAUCUCACGUUACAGUUAGACGACACCACCUUUCACUUUCUCAACGUUUCUGA